AUGUAUAGUAUCAAGGAGAAAUGGGCAUGGUGCUAUGUAAAGAAUGCUUGCACGUUGGGCAUGAGAAGUACACAGCUUAGUGAAAGUGUAAAUGCUGAUGUGAAAAGAUGCACAACUCCAAAUUUGGAUAUCAAUAAAUUCUUUACCACCUUUGACAAAGUUGUUUCAAAGAAGCGAGACAAGGAAUUGAAACUUAAGUUUGAUACUCGGCAAAAAAUUCCUAGGAUGGUCAAUCAGAGUGCACCUAUAUUGUGCCAACUUGUGGUAACUUAUACCCCUAGUGCAUUUGACAUGUUUCAAGCACAAUGGGAUCUCCAAUUCUCUGUGAUAUUAACUCCACGUGAUGAAAAUGGACCAUUAUAUAUAUACAUUGUCCACAUGAUUGAUGAAGAAGGAGAAUGGAGAGUUGAGUUUAAACCUGAUACACAUGAAAUAUCUUGUACUUGUGGAAUGUUUGAGACCAUUAGGAUAAUGUGUUGUCAUGUAUUGAAGGUGUAUGAGUCAAAGGAUGUAAGAAUUAUGCCAAAGCAAUACAUUAUUAAGCGAUGGACUAGGGAAGCAAGAAGUAAUGUUGCAUAUGACGUUAGGGGGAGUGAGAUACAAAGAGACCCUAAACUUGAAAUCACACGAAGAUUCAUGUACUUAAUGUAUAAGAUGGUGAGAUUGGCAACAAAAGCAACCAAGACUCAUGAAAGUUUUGAGCUUGUUGAUAAAUACAUCAUUGAGAUAGAAAAUAAAAUCCUAAACAAUGAAGAUGUUGUUCCUGAACCAAGCAUAGCACUAAUGGUAGAGUCAGAAAAUAUUCCUAAGGGAUUCAAAAAGAGAGAAGGAAGAAAAAGAAAAUGA
Messenger RNA from Neltuma alba, 846 nucleotides. RefSeq names its product protein FAR-RED ELONGATED HYPOCOTYL 3-like. Gene Ontology annotation, biological process: regulation of DNA-templated transcription. Bases 1 to 846 code for a protein of 281 amino acids. The record is from RefSeq and is a predicted model, not a curated record. NCBI's taxonomy places the organism in Eukaryota, Viridiplantae, Streptophyta, Magnoliopsida, Fabales, Fabaceae. The transcript has a single exon. Gene Ontology annotation, molecular function: zinc ion binding.